Jatropha curcas is the source of this 2346-nucleotide messenger RNA. It is a transcript of the gene CPK13, whose product is annotated as calcium-dependent protein kinase 13. Gene Ontology annotation, molecular function: calcium ion binding; ATP binding; protein kinase activity. NCBI's taxonomy places the organism in Eukaryota, Viridiplantae, Streptophyta, Magnoliopsida, Malpighiales, Euphorbiaceae. The record is from RefSeq and is a predicted model, not a curated record. Gene Ontology annotation, biological process: protein phosphorylation.
CUCUCUCUCUCUCUCUCUGUCUACACUGUAGUAUGAAGCCAUAACCCAUCCUCUCUGUUGCUACCCACCACACCACCGUGGCACCGUCCCGUUCCGACCUCGAAUAGCCGACAAAAGUCACAGAACCAAAGACGACGAUAAAUUUAUAAUUGUUUAAAAAAUUAAAUAAAUAAUAAAAUAUAAUACUAAAAAAUAUCAAAAGACGAACUCUUUCGCAAAAGCCACCGUACUCACCUCACUAAUAUCACAGCAUUACCCUUUUUUCAUUCUCUCUCUCUCUCUCUAUCUCUACAAUUAGGGGUAGGGCCUCUGGUUUCGCUUGUAGAAUGUGAAAGUGAAACUCAACCUUCGUUCUCUACAAGAUCCGUACUGAAUCGGAGCUUUUUGUUACUAAAUAGCUUUUGUUAAUGGGGAAUUGCUGUAGAUCUCCGGCCGCCGUUGCUAGAGAAGAUGUGAAAUCCAACUUCUCUAGUCAUGAUCAUAGCAAGAAAGAUGCUGCAGCUGCUAAGAAGGCGCCGAUUACUGUUCUUACUGGUGUUCCUAAAGAGAAUAUUGAAGAGAAGUAUCUUGUCGAUCGGGAGCUUGGCCGUGGUGAGUUUGGGGUUACUUAUCUUUGUAUUGAUAGGGAUAGUAGAGAGUUACUGGCUUGUAAGAGUAUCUCGAAGCGGAAACUGAGAACUGCUGUGGAUAUUGAAGAUGUGAGACGCGAAGUGGCGAUAAUGAAGCAUUUGCCGAGGAAUUCUAGCAUUGUGAGCUUGAAGGAAGCUUGUGAGGACGACAAUGCGGUGCAUUUGGUGAUGGAGUUGUGUGAAGGAGGUGAGUUGUUUGAUAGGAUUGUGGCUAGAGGGCAUUAUACGGAGAGAGCAGCUGCGGCAGUCACACGGACGAUUGUGGAGGUUGUGCAGCUCUGCCACAAGCACGGAGUGAUUCAUAGAGAUUUGAAGCCGGAGAAUUUUCUGUUUGCAAAUAAGAAGGAGAAUUCGCCUUUGAAGGCCAUUGAUUUUGGCUUGUCUAUUUUUUUCAAGCCAGGUGAGAGGUUCUCUGAAAUUGUUGGUAGUCCAUAUUACAUGGCUCCAGAGGUGCUCAAGCGAAAUUAUGGACCAGAAAUUGACAUAUGGAGCGCAGGGGUCAUUCUCUACAUUUUGUUGUGUGGAGUUCCCCCAUUCUGGGCCGAGUCAGAGCAAGGGGUUGCACAGGCCAUUCUUCGUGGGAUUAUAGACUUCAAGCGGGAUCCAUGGCCAAACAUUUCUGAGAGUGCUAAGAGUCUAGUCAAGCAAAUGUUGGAGCCAGAUCCAAAGCUUCGACUAACUGCAAAGCAAGUGCUAGAGCACCCGUGGCUCCAAAAUGCUAAAAAGGCUCCAAAUGUUCCUCUUGGUGAUGUUGUCAAGUCAAGACUAAAGCAAUUUUCAAUGAUGAACAGAUUCAAAAGAAAAGCCCUUAGGGUUAUUGCUGAUUUCUUGUCCAUUGAAGAAGUUGAAGAUAUCAAAGAGAUGUUCAGGAAGAUGGACACUGACAAUGAUGGUAUUGUUUCAAUUGAAGAAUUGAAAGCUGGACUCCGGAAUUUUAACUCGCAGCUUGCAGAAUCUGAAGUUCAAAUGCUUAUUGAAUCUGUAGAUACUAAUGGUAAAGGUAUGAUAGACUCUGGGGAAUUCAUUGCUAUAUCCCUUCAUCUACAAAGGAUGGCCAAUGAUGAGCAUAUUCACAAGGCAUUUUCCUAUUUUGACAAGGAUGGCAAUGGUUAUAUAGAACCAGAUGAGCUUCGAGAUGCCUUGAUGGAAGAUGGUGCAGAUGAUUGUACAGAUGUAGCAAAUGACAUCUUCCAUGAAGUGGAUACAGACAAGGACGGAAAAAUCAGCUACGACGAAUUUGUUGCUAUGAUGAAAACUGGAACAGAUUGGAGAAAGGCGUCUCGUCAUUACUCUAGAGGGAGAUUUAACAGUCUAAGCAUGAAGUUAAUGAAGGAUGGUUCGCUAAACUUGGGGAGUGAGUAAACGCCUAAACACGAGCUCGCAAUCAUUAAUUUAUCCAUGAAAAGAAAGUAUUAAGCCGUCAAUGUCCAUCUUAGACUUGCUUUCUUCUGUGAUUAUUUGAUGGGGUUCUUGAUUAUGUGGGAUCCCUUUGGCGUGAGAGCUUACGUCAUUCUGGAGGCUGAUAACAUCUUGUCUCUCUCUCUCUCUCUCUCACUUUCUCUAAAUGUUGAUUUAUGUAAAAAUAGUGUCUUUGUAGCCUUUUGUGAGAUGAUUGUUUCCAGUUGACAAUGUGAGUUUUUGAACUCCAUAGGAGGGCUGUAGUAUAUUCUCGUCAAAGAAAGAAGUAAUGCCAUAUUGCUCCAUUUUGUGCUGCAAA